ACGUUAUUAAAAGGAAAAACGCUCUUGAAAACCCGGCUAAUCAUCUGUGUGGCCUUUGAGAGAGUAAAGCGUUUCAGAACACUGGAAGCACCAUCACAAAGACCACACAAUAGUGGUGCUUGUAUACAAAGGAACACAAAGGAAAACCAAAUACCAACAGAGCUUUCCGUCCUUGCUGGGCUGUUUAAUGAUGAAGAAAAUGGAAGUUUAAACAGGAUUAGUUCUCGCCACAAGGAAACUGGGUGAGUAGAGUUUAAUUCCCUUUCACCUUAGACACGAAAUUGCUCACACGUCUCCUUGAAUUUCCCAUUGCGUGCAGCCUUCCUGUAUUUUGCGGAAGAAGGAGGAAGGGCAUAUUCACUAGUGCAGGGAAGGAAGAAGUACACAUAUCCACUAGUGCAGAAAAAUGACAGGAGCCGUGAGGACCAUGUGUAGUGGAUGGCCGGUGUUCGUUAAGUCACACCACCCUGACAGCGAGGUGACUUGAGGCGUGCACUUCUUAUGAUCUUCUGGCUGCGUAGUAAGGUUGCUCCGAACUAUUGCGUUGCCACUGGUCUCCGGGAUGGUCACACAAGUACUUACACAUGCAUUAGGCAGUAGUCCUCGAUAGGGUUCGGUUCUCCCUUCAGGCAGGCACACUCCAUUGACUCCCUGACGCCAACAUGCAUCCCUCGCCCUCAUUACAAGAGGACAUGUACCAGUGUGCCUUGCUGGGAGAUUCGCACGCGUCGGAUGCACAAAACAACACGCAAAUCAAAAAGAAAACGUGGAGAUGUGACCUGCAACUAUAAAAGGAAGAUAAAACUGCAACUUGACAUGGAAAAGAGGAGAUCUGGAAAGAGAAUCGAUGGAAAAAAUUAUGGGAAAGUAAGGAAGAGAGGAAGGAUACUACCGCUGUUCCUGGGGCGUCGUAAGGCAGCCCCCACAUCGGCCCCUCGUCCCAGGGAGGAAGCGACUGAAAGUUUCCUGCAGAAAGUGUUCCUGCCGUGGCGGAAGCGUCGGCCUCCUCCCCCGAGACUCACACCCCCUGCCAUCUUCGUCUCCAGCCCCGAGGAGACAGAAGCGGUGCUGGCCAUGGACGCCCGCCGCCAACGCGCCUCCCGCCGCGCCUCAGAGAUGUACAAUGUGGACCCUGAGGAAGACCUGGACUUUCCGCCGGAGGAGUCGUACCCAGGAAUGUACCAGGACAGGUUCUUCAAUGAGCCGUUUGAGGAGGGCUGGACCACCGUGGGGGAGGUCACUCUUGCCAUGGACCAACGCUCGCCAGACCCUCGCACAGACCGCGCCUCAUCCCCCGCCAGGCUGUCCGCCAGCAAGCCGCCCACCAACAGGUGUCAGGCCAGCAGGUCACCCAACAAAAGGCUGCAACUCGACAUAGCGUCGGCCAACACAGCCUCAGCCAAUGCAGGCCCCCCUGAGCCUCAGCCUCCUGGCGGCAAGGAGCCCCGCCAGGACACACAGCCAGCCAAGAAGACUGAAGGCUCCUGGCGGUCUCCUUUCUCCUCCCCCAAGAAGUCUCAGGACAGCCGCCUGGCCCGCGCUGCGGUGGAAUCUUCUAAAAAGUCACCGAAGAACUCCCCGAAAAACUCUCCGAAGAACUCCCCGAAGAAUGGGAAGGGCGUGGCGGCGUUCAGUUCCCCCCAGGGUGGCCGGCGGAUCCUCCCAGAGAUCCUGGAGUCAUCGGUGCAGCAGUACCGCCCUGUCUACAACACGCCGCCCCUCGACAACACCAACCUGGUGCCCAAGCCUUACUGCUCCAGGUACUCCGCCAACCUCACCUCAGCGCCCUACAGGGGCCCCGUGGCUUCUCCCCGUACCAUCCUACCUAAACCAGGGGGCGCGCCGCGCACUGAGAGUACCGGCGGCGGGGCGAUGGCAGUGACCCACAGGCAGCCCAAAGACACCAAGGGGAAAAUCAAGAGAUCGGUGCCAAGUCCAGAGUUGCGUCUGGAGGGCUGCGGCAAGACCUCCCGGACAUCCUCCCCUCGCUCCCUCAGCCCCACCAGCGCCACCAGCGCCACCAGUUCCACCAGCCCCACCAGCCCCACCAGCUCCACCAGCCCCACCAGCCCCACCAGCCCGCUGGGCAAGGACUCUAUAUAUUCAAGAGCCUUAACUCGAUCUGCAGUAAGCACAGGAAAGACAAGCAAGACUCAGACUAAUAACAAGACUCCUUCACCUGUCGCCAGUCCGUCUGUCAGCCCCGCCCUCAGCCCUGUGAUGAGCCCCGCCCUCAGUCCCACAACCAGCCCUAGCCUCAGCCCCACACCAAGCCCAAAACUCAGCCCUGUUACCACGCCGCCGCCCGGUAAGCGUGGCCAGAGCCCCCCUUUCCUCCCUCCCCACAGUCCCACCUCCAGUCCCGAAAACAAGGAAAGUCUGUCUGAUUCGACGGACCUGGACCCUGAGGAGUUCCUGGCGCUCAGCACCCUGGACUCAGCACUGCUGGACACGCCCUCGCUGUACAGCUGCUCCAACAAACCAUUCAACUCCUACGAGGAGCUGCAGACCAUGACUGAAAAGGAACAAAAAUCCUGCUCUUCCCUCCCCGCCCCUGCCUCCUCUACCGCAGCUGCGGCGCUCCACCCUUCAAGUCAGACUAAGACUUCAGAAUAUUCUGGGGUCGUGGACUCAGGCGGCAGCCGCCACACCAGCGAGGCUCUGGACACCACCCUCAGCAGGGACUCGCUCAACACCACUAUCAGCGACGAGAUGAAGAGCCUGCGCAGCUUUGUGGCUCAGGAGGAGCUCGCCACACCCCCCGCAUCGCAGGGCGCGAAGGCCCAGCGCGAAGAGAGUCUCGAGUUUGUGUUUGAGGACGUGAAUGACUCCCCGUGCCGCCUGCCGCGGGAACCUGCCCCAGCCACUGCUAAAUCCCCAGCAGGAGGCUCACUUGCCACGGGGGAAAAGAAACCCAGCAGAUUGUCACCAAAACUUGGCAAAUUCACGCAGAAGGUGUCAGAUAAAAACAAAGAGAAUGAAGAGAAAACCAAGAGCAGUCCCUUCCUGCCCCGCAACAUCCUUCACUUCGGUAGCAAGGACAAGAAGGCCAAAGCCAAGGCCCACGAGACAGACUCCCCGAAGACUGAGGGCUGGACGUCAGAAGCCAUCGAGGAAUACCUCUUGGAGACCAGCCGGGAAGAGAGCGUCAAGCUGGGCCUCCUGACCGAGGAAGAUAUCGCGUACCACCAGACCAAGGGAAGACACCAGAAUGUGCCCGCCCUUCGCCCGCUGCCCGAAGUGACGGUCAGUGAUGAGCUCCAGCCCGUGGCUCCCUCUAGGCGAAGGGCGGCUCCCUCCCCGCCGCAGAGCAGGUCUCCGUCCUGGAACCCACAGGACAUUGAAAAUUAUUUGUUGCAGCAUAACCAGGACGAGAACUUGCGCCUGGGACUGCUGUCCAAGGAGGACAUUGACAUCUACGAGUGGAAGCGUGCCACGGGCAUGUCCCCGAUCUGCGACACCUCGUGGACGCGCGAGACGUUACGCAAGAACAAAGUGGUGCACUCCAGCGAGUCCUCUCUGUCCGGCUCAGUCUCCCAGCCAGCAUCCCCGGACCCUUGCAAUGCUGCCCCGAGGCUCACUACACCCUCCAUGUCCCCCAGAACCAAAAGCCACGCUCCCAGGGAGCCUCACCGACGUGGCGGAGAAAAGCCUGUCGACGUCCCCAGCCAGCCAAUCUCUGUUCCUCGACGACGAGUGCGAGCGCCCGCGCCCCCAAUCGGAACACCCCCUUCUGCCAAACCUCCUGUCCCAGCCUCCGCCGCCUCCUCGGACACCAGCAAGCAGAGCGCUCACUUCGCCUUCCGAGGCUUCAAAUUGAGUCAAGGAAUAAACUCGAGCGGCUCCGGACGGAAGGCAUGCGCCCCACAGCCUCCAGCAGUGGCCAGCCUCCAGCCUGAGGCCGUAAAGCCAGCUGCUCCCACGCAGGACUCACUGCCGGAGUCCAUACAAGACGCCACCACCGCCAGGGACGCCAGGCAGGGAGGCUUGCGGUCAAGAUUCACCAAGCCAAAACUCACCACCCCAGGGUUCACCAGGGCUGUGGCACCAAGCCCUGCGCCAGUCAACUCUGAGCCCAGAGUUGCGACCACAGCUCCUGGCGUCACGAAACCUGAGGCCAGAAAUUCAGAGGUCAUUGCGCCGGCCGCCGCUCCCGAGGCCGCCAGGGUGUCGUCCCAGGCCGUCGCCAAGCCACACGCCAGGCCCAAGAGACUCCCGCUGGAGAAGAUCGGCGUGAAGCUGCCCGGCAUGACAGCCCCCAAGGCUCCCCCCACGCCUCCGGAGGUGGACUUGGAAACAGUGUCAGUAGUGAGCUGCUCCCCCACGGACACCCCCAUCCCGGCCCGCAAGGGGGGUGCUGAUGAGCGUGCCACCCGCAGAAAGACCCCGUACAGCAGACUGGCGAGGUUCCUACGAAAGGAACCCAACUCGUCCCCCGGCACGCCCCCAACAGAGACCCCAGCCCACGCUCUCUUCCUGCGCGAGUCCCCCCGUGGUUUGCCACCAGACCACCAGACCUGCCAACACCUGUAA
Molecule: messenger RNA, 4533 nt
Organism: Scylla paramamosain (green mud crab)
Lineage: Eukaryota; Metazoa; Arthropoda; Malacostraca; Decapoda; Portunidae
Product: mucin-2-like
Exons: 8
Coding region: 733-4533 (1266 amino acids)
Biological process (GO): intein-mediated protein splicing
Source: RefSeq, a predicted model, not a curated record